This is a messenger RNA of Zerene cesonia (dogface butterfly), 3843 nucleotides long. RefSeq names its product ubiquitin carboxyl-terminal hydrolase 35 (gene DUBAI). The coding region runs from base 443 to 2689 and encodes 748 amino acids. Gene Ontology annotation, molecular function: cysteine-type endopeptidase activity; cysteine-type deubiquitinase activity. Gene Ontology annotation, biological process: protein deubiquitination. The transcript is spliced from 12 exons. The record is from RefSeq and is a predicted model, not a curated record. Lineage: Eukaryota; Metazoa; Arthropoda; Insecta; Lepidoptera; Pieridae. Gene Ontology annotation, cellular component: cytosol; nucleus.
UUACAUAGAUACCUACCUAUCUAUUGUUUUAGUUUUGUGUGUGUUAUAAUAAAUGUAUUUGAAACACAAUUAUAAGUCAGCAUUUAAAAUAUUUAUGACUACCCUGAUAUUUCUUUUUGAAAAGUAAAUGAUUUCAAUCAAACUUUGUUUCGCUAUAGUUAUUUACUAUACAAAUAAAUCUAGGUGGCUAUAGAUAUAGUGAAGACUAAAGCACACUGAAGUCACUCAUUGGAAGGUCUCUUUUGUUGAUGAAAUCGAAGACCUUCCCAUGCAUAGCUGAAGUAUCGAUGCGCGAGUGUUUGAUGUGCUUAAGUAACUGUAAUCGUACAAUGGUAUAGCUAUCAAAGUUAUCAGUGGAAAAUACUGUUUUUAGCAAUAAGCUAUAAUGACGUUUGUGAAUUGGUGUUAAAUAUUUGGUGCGCGAAAUAUCGAAUCAAAUAAAAUGGCAGUGAAGAAACAUGAACUGGUCGCUGACAACCGAAAGCACCUGGAUCUCGCUGCGCUAGCGCAGUACAUUCAGUUGAUGAAUGAGCAGCCUACUUAUCUACCACCUCCCCAUGAACUUGUUAAGAAUUGUCAAGAUAUUGUCAAAUGUCUUAGUCGGGCGACGGGCACAGAGCAGGAACUUUGGCAGUUGCUUCGUUCCAUAGAAGAGUUCUUACUACGCGUUGUAAAUACCGUGAACUGUGAUGUGCGCCAUGAGAUCAUCACGGCUGUUAUGGAUAAAUUCUAUUCAUAUAUAUCUGAUCCACAAUCGGACGCGUGCCCCGCAACAUCCGUAGUAUUAAUAGUGAUCGAUGAGUCCGAGGCUGAAGCUGGCCUGUCCUCGGCCAGGUGGCUCGUGCAGCAGGAGAGCGGCCCGGCCGGCGCGGGCCUCCGCUCGGCGCUCUCGUGCCUCUACCGCUGGCUGGCCGAGUGGCACGGCACACCGACCCUGGGCAGCUGGAUAAUAUGCUUCAUCAAGGCUCUUGAGGAAAACGAGCUGUUCGAUAUAUUGAUCGAAGUAUCGGUUGAUAACAUCGCGAAUCUAUUCACGGCUAUUAACAAUCCCGUGCCGCUCCGGCAGACGGUAGCGGAUGUCAUCCUUCACGUGCUCGCUUCUUUGCAGGAGUCUGCUGAAGCCUUUGAUAGGAUAUCGCCACACGUGGGCGACGUUCUGGUGAGCCUCGCCGCAGACAGUGGCCAGUGGAGCAGGCAGCUGUUGCAGAAUCUGGUCGAUAUCCUCACGGCUAUGAUGAACCGCAAUAUGGAGGCUUUGAGAGGCGACAACUUGUACAUAUUCCGCGAUGAAUAUGCACACGUGAUUGAAUGCCUGGAGCGCCAUAUGGCAUCUGGGGAAUGUGAGUUAUUGCAACUUCAACCUUGGAAAACCCGUAAAGUUGGUCAAACAAGCAUGCCUGCGAAGACGCCCGUACGGAAGGUGGGCCUUCUCAACCUCGGCAACACCUGCUAUAUGAACAGCGUGAUGCAAGCCCUUCUGGUCGCGAGGCAGUUCAGCAACCACGUGGUGCUGAAUAUGAAUGCGGUGCCGUACUGGUCGAAGAUGGGCGUGCUGUUCGCUAAGAUGAUGCACUCGAUCACCACCAAGCUGAAUCCGGGGGACUUCUUCUCGGUCGUCAAGCCGCCUUUCUUUACGAGGGACAACCAACACGACAGCUCGGAGUUUUUGGGUUACCUCUUCGAGUUGCUGCAAUCUUACGAGCACAGCUCCGAUAGAAACUUCGACUACUCGCGCCCGGCGGUUUUGAAUGCGAACCGUUUUCGCUUUAUCCACCCUCACGCCCAGGCUUUGCCGUCUUCUCACUACAGCGAAGAGCAUUCAGAACCGAAUCGCGCUCGUCGCUCCUGCUCGCCCCGACCUGGCAGCAGCACCGCUGCGGGAUCCUGCUCCAGCGUGCUGAAGCGUCCGGUGGAGGGCGAGCCGCUGGGCUCGCAGAAGAAGCGCUUCCGCAUGAAGGAGACGGUGUUCCUGCGUCGCGACUCGUUUAUCGACUCGAUGUUCGGCGGCGUGCUGCUCACGCGCAUCGAGUGCGUGCAGUGCCGCUCGUCGUCGCUGUCGCGCGACGUGUUCCGCGACCUGCAGCUCGCGUUCCCGGAGAAGCCCGAGGGCUGGCAGCACAGCGUGCAGAGCCUGCUCGAGUACUACUGCUCGAAGGAGAGCCUCACCGGCGAUAACCAGUACGAGUGCAACGACUGCGGCGGCCUGCGCGACGCCGAGCGGAGCGUCAUUAUCGAGACGACGCCCAAGUAUUUGAUACUUGUUUUGAAGAAUUUCAAGUUCGACGCGAAGCUGCAGGUGCAGACGAAGCUGAUGCUGUCGAUGCUGCACAACAUGACGAUCACUCUGCCGACGGUGCGCUCGCAGCAGGACCACUCGUCGUACAUCCUGUUCGCGGCCGUCAUCCACGCGGGCACCACGCUCGACUCCGGCCACUACUACACCCUGGCGAAGGACUCCGACCAGUGGUACAUGUACAACGACGACGUGGUCACGAUCGCCGAUGAGAUGGAGCUGAGCAAGCUGAACCGCUCCAGCACCCCGUACAUCCUGUUCUAUCGGCGCACCGACGUCGAGGAGGGCGCAGCGCCAGCUCUCGAGAACCUGCCGCCGCGCGUCCAGGAGACCGUCCUCUCCCACAACAAGGAGUACGUCGAGACUGUCCGCCAGAUGUGCCGCACUCGCCCAUGACGGUUAAGGUCCGACAAGUAUGUCGACUUCUCCGUCUUGGACUACGUCGAUUCCGAGUAAACGGCUCGCCACGAAGGCGGCGCUCGUGUACGCAAUUUUAUGUUCCACGCUUGUUUAUCGAUGUCUAUAAUACGUUCUAUGCGCCGCCUUCACCCACUUAGUGUUAUUGUGGAGACAAUUCUCCGUCUCGCCGGCUUGAGCCCGAGACUAUAUGUUAGAUAUAUUUGUAAGCCGUUACUACGGAUUAAGUCCAUGUUAGUUAUCUAAGUCCAUUAUCAAAUAGAACAUCUGCAUUGCGAGCGCGAUUCAUUGACGCUGACCGACCCCUUCCCUGUUUGCACAUCGAGACACAAUUUGAAACUAAUUAUUAUUUAAUUAGAACCAAGGCCUUGCUGUAUGGCCACAUACAGUCAGUAAUCAUCAUCAUCAUCACAUAUACGGUCGCAUAAUACGGUCCCAGUCAGAAUGGCGCUCGCACACCGGCGCCGGUGAAUUAACCGGCGAUCGAGGUUCGAGCAUCAAACUUAGUAUAGACAUGUAGAGGCAUGGCGUAUUCAAUUACAUUCAUUAUCAUCUUUUUAUCGAUCUUUCGAUCUUUCAAAACAUCACGGGUAAGGCUUAAUCACAUUGGCACCUGUAUUAUAUGGUGAUUAUUUAAAAAUAUUAUAAAUGUAUCACAAUACCUAUGAGUAGAUUUAGAAAUAUGUUAUGUAUUAUAUUGAUAGAUAGAUUUGUUUUUGUUUUUUACUUAUAUUUUUAAUAUAUAACCAACUUGUUUCGUGUAAUUACAAUUAUUAUAGAUAAUAAACCUAGUAGUCUAUAAUAUUUAAUUACUAAAUAUAUAAUUCAAUCGUGUUUGCUGGGAAAACAUAAUCCAUCUAUCCUGUGGCAAGAAGAUAUGGGGUUUAUUCUAGUUUCACUUUAUUGUAAAAUUAUGUAGUGUUAAAAACGAAAUUGUUUAUCGUUAAGUUCGGCAUUUACUGCUGUCGAUGAUUUGAUACUCGGUAUGAUUUGUUUCAAAGAAAAAGAUUUUUUUUUUUAUAAAACUUUACUAUAUGUUUCUUUGUUUUUUUUUUGUUUGGGUAUUCAUCAUUACAGCAGAGGAGUUUUGUAAUUACGAAUAAAUAUACCUGAAUGUGAAUUCUUAAGUAAAA